Molecule: messenger RNA, 1156 nt
Organism: Sorghum bicolor (sorghum)
Lineage: Eukaryota; Viridiplantae; Streptophyta; Magnoliopsida; Poales; Poaceae
Exons: 7
Coding region: 24-920 (298 amino acids)
Source: RefSeq, a predicted model, not a curated record
UUUUCCCACUGUGAUUUGUUUCGAUGACGACGACGAUGACGACGAGGAGGGCCGGCGAUCGUUCGGCCUUGGCGAGGCUGCGGCUCCGCCGCCUCAUCCCUUUGCUCAGGCGCCACCGCCUCUACCGCGCCGCCCACGUCUCGAAGCGGAAGACGAGCGUCUUCUUCGACGCGGCGCGGCUCCGGCGGAUGAUGCUCCGCGACCGCUGGGCCGCCGCCUCCGCCUACGCCCUCAGCUUCGUCGACGAUUACCGCCACUGCAGCCACGAGGCCGACGAGCUCAACUACCGCAUCCUUGUCCUCCGCGUGCUCGCCGCCUUGGCAGCUGGCCAGGCCCGCUCCGUCGAGCCCCUCUUCCGCCGCAUCUACGCUUGCAUCCACUUCUUCCCAGAGUACGACCGCAUAUGCGAGCUCCUACUCGCCAUGCGCUCCGACGACACCAAGUCCUCCAGGCUAUAUGGGCGCUUCAAGCCCAGGGCAGUGCAGGGCAUUAUGGACUUGGUGGCCAAGUGCCCAGAGCUCAACAAAGCCAGUACACGGUCACCACGCUGCUUGUCUCUUGGUCAUACUGAGUCAUGGCGAAGUAUCAGUCAUCACAAGAAUAACGGUAGCAGUCUUCCGGCACAUAGCCUCGCACUUUCCUUUCUAACAAAAAGGCCGCCUCAGAUCAGUCACAGGAUGAAUUCUUCAGAUGCUCCAAGUACAGCCUUUGUGGGUAUGCUGUCUACUUCACCAACACCAGCUAAAAUGCUUCCAGUUUCAUCCACUAAUGAAACAGGAGCUACCCAGGAAGCAACCCAAAGAGAGGAAGCUGAAAUCACCAAGGCGCCAGCGGCUGCCUCGAAUCUUGUUGCUGGGCUUCGCGUCCCACGUCAGCGUCGGCCCAACCCACAAUACAUCGGCCCAGAGUGGAUUGCGUGAGUGUCAGGUGCCUCUGGCCACAAGCCGGCAACAGCUCUGAGCUCUGUAUAAGAGGCGUUUGUGUUUGGCUUGGCGAGGAACUGGACUUAUGAACCUACUGCACGACAGUUGAACUUGAUGUAAAGCAAUUUGCAAACUAUUAUCGCAGUAGAUGACUAGUCGACCCCUGAAAUAGCCUAAUGCACGACCCCUGAACUUGAUGACAUAGUCUAUGCAAAGAAAAGUGUCCAUGUGCA